This is a messenger RNA of Adineta ricciae, 540 nucleotides long. The record is from the annotation of a GenBank genome assembly. NCBI's taxonomy places the organism in Eukaryota, Metazoa, Rotifera, Eurotatoria, Adinetida, Adinetidae.
GAUCAAGAUGGCAAAGCUCGUGAACAUGUUAUUGGCUAUGCAAGUCGUACACUUUCUGCAUCUGAACGUAAAUACAGUCCAACAGAACGUGAAUGUUUAGCCAUUGUUUAUGGUUGUAAUUAUUAUCGUCCAUAUAUUGAAGGAACUCGAUUUACUGCUAUUACUGAUCAUAAAGCUCUUAAGUGGCUUCAUUCAACUAAAGAUUUAAAUAGUCGUUUAGCUCGGUGGGCAAUACAAAUUGCUACAUAUGAUAUAGAUAUUCAACAUCGACCUGGUUGUGAAAAUGGUCCACCUGAUGCUCUCUCUCGAUAUCCUAUUGGUGUUAAUGUCCAUAGAGAUGAUGAUGAAUUAUCACCUUCAAUUAUAUCUACUAUUACUUCUGAUUAUUUCAAUAUUAAUUACAAUGAUUAUUUAUCUACUGUAUCAUAUGAUCGUGGUUCUCUAUUACUUCUUGAUUAUUUUCGAAAUGAUUCAUUACCACCACAUUCUUUAUCGAUUCCAAUAUCUUUAAUAUCUACUUCUACGAAAUCUACUGAUGUA